UGCCACUCUGCAGUUGAUCCAGCAGCAGGAGGCAGCUGUAACCAUCACUGUCCUCAGAGUACUUUUAAGAACAAGGAGGUCUCUGCCCACGGCAGCCCAAGCAGAUUCCCAUCCAUCAUGACUGCCAUCCGACUACGAGAAUUUAUUGAGCGUCGCCCAGUGAUCCCGCCAAGUAUAUUCAUUGCUCACCAAGGAAGAGACGUUCAAGGCUAUUACCCUGGGCAGCUGGCAAGACUCCAUUUUGAUCAUAGUGCAAAGAGAGCUCCCAGACCGCUCAUAGACUUGACAAUUCCACCCAAGACAAAAUAUCACUAUCAGCCUCAAUUCGACCAACAAACACUCAUUCGAUAUAUUUGUCUUCGAAGACAUUCAAAGCCUGCUGAGCCAUGGUAUAAAGAAACCACUUACCGAAGAGACUAUUCUCUGCCAUUUUAUGAGAUUGAUGGAGUUUCACUCUGUCGCCCAGGCUGGAGUGCAGUGGCACCAUCUGGGACCUCCACCUCCCAGGUUCAAGCGAUUCUCCUGCCUCAGCCUCCCAAGUAACUGGGAUUACAGAUUGGAACCAGAAAUUAGCCACAGUUUCGCUGAAUCCUCGACCGCUGAAUUCACUGCCAGAGCUCUACUGUUGUGAAGAGAGAAGCAGCUUUGAAAGAAAUGCUUUUAAACUAAAAUAACCACGGCAUUCGAACAAAAUAA
Messenger RNA from Pan troglodytes (chimpanzee), 696 nucleotides. RefSeq names its product sperm microtubule inner protein 3 (gene SPMIP3). The coding region runs from base 118 to 543 and encodes 141 amino acids. The record is from RefSeq and is a predicted model, not a curated record. The transcript has 6 exons. Lineage: Eukaryota; Metazoa; Chordata; Mammalia; Primates; Hominidae.